Messenger RNA from Annulohypoxylon truncatum, 1007 nucleotides. RefSeq lists its product as uncharacterized. Bases 237 to 824 code for a protein of 195 amino acids. The transcript is spliced from 2 exons. Lineage: Eukaryota; Fungi; Ascomycota; Sordariomycetes; Xylariales; Hypoxylaceae. The record is from RefSeq and is a predicted model, not a curated record.
CAGCCAUGACUUUGCGUUGUCCUAGCUCUCGCUACCUAGGUCAAGAUAUAACACAGUCUCGUCAUGAAAUUUCAUAAGUCAAAGUAAAGAAAGUAAACAUUCCAACGGGAAAUCACUAAUGAAUCAUCUAAAACUGCUUAUUUUUCCUUGGAAAAGAAGCUACCUCGGACACUCAGAUCUUUCCAAAUACCUGCAGGCUAGACCAUCCAUACUAGCUAAAACUGGAAACCAAUGAAAUGUCAGAAGAACCUAUGCUAGAAGAACCUGAGCUAGAAGAACCUGAGCUAGAAGAACCUGAGCUAGAAGAACCUGAGCUAGAAGAACCUGAGCUAGAAGAACCUUCGCCAGAAUUCUUCAACUUUGCGAAAGCGGCCAUAGAUAAAUUUUUGAAUCGAGUUUUAAAUAAUGAGAACCAUGGUCAUGUUGCGAAUAAUCAAGGUAGACGUAACCUGGUGCAUCAGGAAGGGAGCGGCCACGAGAGCCGCAACGAGGGGGAUUCCAAUGCAAGCCACCAAAAGGGCAAUGGGCAGAACAGCAGGGUUAAGGGAAAUCAGAAUGGAAUAUUUCAGCAGGUCUCAGAUAACAGAUGUCAUAUCUUUGAAGGAAACGGAAAUCGAGUAGGUCAAAAUGGGGACAAAAACAAGACUGAAAUUGAAGGUAAUCGCAAUGGGUUUUACCAGGUCACUGAUGAAAGCCGAAUCCCCUCCAAUCGACAUGGUUCCGACAGGGAAGAGUCGGAAACCAAAGGAAGCGGGUGUAAUAAAUGGAUAAGCAUGCUCAAGAAGCUUUGGGAAUCAAUAUUCAAAGGGGAAACGGAGAAGUGACAGGUAGGAGCGAUUUCAGGAAUACCUAGUUAGGCCCUUAGGUGCUUUAGGCUAUUUAAUAACUAAUUGGAUUUCAUUGACGAAUUAUACAAGAGAAAACUAAAAGAUGGUUGGAUCCAAUGGAAAAAUGACAUGAAAUGGCAAGGCCACGACCAUAUAAUCUAAGAGCUACUUGUACAAUAG